AUGUGGUACACGAAGCUAAGCGUAAUCGCUGCUGUGGCCGUGGUAGCGAGCCCCGCAUUGUCUAGUGGUACGCCACCAACGUUACAUGGACUCUCGCGUGGCGCCCUUCCGCUUCCGCUCCCGCUCCCGCUCCCGCCUUCACCCGCAAGCCAGCAACCAACAUCCCUAUCAAGCGAGCUCAAUGCGACUGCACGUUCGCUCCAUUCCUCGGCAGAAGCAUCCCAACACGAGCUUCUGGCGUUUCAGGCUCGCCUCUCUGAGUCUCCGCCCAGAAUCGAUCUUCUCCAGUCACUCAUCCAGAAAGAUUCGGAUGUGGCCAAGCGUGCCCGAGUCGCAUGCCAGGUGGCCAAGCUCGUCCUCACAAAAGUAAUAGCUUCAAAUGACUCCGACUACGAGAUUGAAAAGGAUGCCAAUUGGUACGAAAGCCUUCACUUCCCUAUUGUCCUCGCUUACAUAGAUUUGUAUCGUGGCAGGUCACAAACCUGUUGGCUCCCGGCCGCGUGCUUCAUCCGACCACAAAACUCGCUCGAAGUCGCCGUGACGUUAAAAAUCAUCGCGAAUGUACAAGCAAAGUUUGCAAUAAGAAGCGGCGGACACAAUGCCAAUGCAGGGUUUAGCAGCAUCGACCAGAAUGGUUUGCUCAUCGAUGUACGAGACCUACAAGUUCGCAGGCUGAAUGCGGACGGAUCAAUGAGUGCUGGCUCUGGCAAUCGCUGGCAGGAUAUAUAUGACUUUCUAGACGGCUACGGCUUAGGUGCUGUGGGCGGACGCCACGAUGAUGUUGGAGUCGCCGGCUUUCUUCUCGGGGGAGGCAUGUCUUUCUUUCCGAAUCUAUAUGGUUUGGGCGCGGAUAGUGUGGAAAACUUCAAGGUUAUUCUAGCAAACUCCACCAUUGUGAAUGCAAAUGCGAAAAGCAACCGAGAUCUUUUCCAAGCGCUCAAAGGAGGGUCGUCGAAUUUUGGAGUUGUGACAGAAUUCCGAAUUCGACCUCGUCCUAUCCAGCGUAUAUGGUAUUCCAUGGACAUUUACAACCCAGUGGAUUAUAAGGCUGUUCUCAAUGCGACUGCGCAAGCCCAGAGUGCUAUGGAAAGUGAUUCCAACCUGGGCUUAUUCGUCAAUGUCGGCCCUCAAUCAUUGUUUGUGGGGAAAUUCUACGCACAAUGGGCUCCAUUUCCAAGCGCUUUCCAAGCGUUCAGUCAUCUCACACCCAUUCAAACCUUCGUGCCACAAACGAACGGGACCCUCAAGGAUUUGGUCACCGCAAUCAACACGCACAUGGGCGAAGCCAAAAGAGAGCCGCACGCCGUCAGCCAUGGCGUAGACCUCGAGCUUUACAUCAAGCUGCAUGAACAGUAUCUUACAUCGGUGAACUCAUCAAAAACACCUACAGCGACCCUCACGUACACAUUCCAGCCGGUAGGAAAGGCUUGCGUCGAAUAUGGCAGGCAGCAUGGUGGAAACUCUCUCGGAAUCGAGCUCGCCCCGCAAACUUGGUUUGCGCCCCUGGUUGAGUGGACAUCACAGGAAGAGGAUGCAGCUUCGCACGAGCUGGUUACCAAGCUGGGCGAGAGGGCCGAAGCAAUCGCGAAGGAGCAAGAUGCCUUCUUCCCUUAUCAGUUCAUGAACGAUGCCUCACACGUGCAGAAGCCGCUAGCCAGCUAUGGAUCACAAUCCUUGUCGAGCCUCUUGGCUGUCAGUGCAGCUUACGAUCCUAGCCAACUGUUUCAACGGCUACAGAACUCUGGCUUCCUCCUAUCACGCAGCAUCGGGGUUGCCACUUUCAUGUAA
This is a messenger RNA of Trematosphaeria pertusa, 1788 nucleotides long. Its product is annotated as FAD-binding domain-containing protein. The record is from RefSeq and is a predicted model, not a curated record. Bases 1 to 1788 code for a protein of 595 amino acids. Gene Ontology annotation, molecular function: FAD binding. Lineage: Eukaryota; Fungi; Ascomycota; Dothideomycetes; Pleosporales; Trematosphaeriaceae. The transcript is spliced from 7 exons.